AUGCUUCCCGCUGUAGCUUUGGUAUCUUCUCUAUUUGCAGUAUACUAUCUUGACUCGGCCCCCAUUCGCUACCCAGGCGAUGGUCCCAUUGCAGAGGGCUUCAAUUUUCUACAAGGCAUGUUCCUGUCUUUUGGAACCCCAUUUCUGGCAUGGAAUGCCGCUGCAAAUUCUCGCGGGAUGCUACAAUAUCUCGCAAUCGCCGUUGCAAGCACUCCCUCACUUGUCUUCUUCACCCUGGCCAACUCUCAGCCGACCGUUGGCUUGCUUUGGGGCAGUCUGGGAUUCUGGUGGGCAUUGGGCCUUUUUACCACCAAGAGUCAAGAUCUGCAAGCGGGAUUGCAAUGGCUAGGACGGGCUGUAUUGAUGAAGAUAGUGGAGGCUAGCUCGAAAAGCGCAGCACAGAUAGCCAAUUGA
This is a messenger RNA of Neoarthrinium moseri, 414 nucleotides long. RefSeq lists its product as uncharacterized. Lineage: Eukaryota; Fungi; Ascomycota; Sordariomycetes; Amphisphaeriales; Apiosporaceae. The record is from RefSeq and is a predicted model, not a curated record. The transcript has a single exon. Bases 1 to 414 code for a protein of 137 amino acids.